This is a messenger RNA of Puntigrus tetrazona (Sumatra barb), 4502 nucleotides long. It is a transcript of the gene sin3ab, whose product is annotated as SIN3 transcription regulator family member Ab. Gene Ontology annotation, molecular function: transcription corepressor activity. Gene Ontology annotation, biological process: negative regulation of transcription by RNA polymerase II. The record is from RefSeq and is a predicted model, not a curated record. Gene Ontology annotation, cellular component: chromatin. NCBI's taxonomy places the organism in Eukaryota, Metazoa, Chordata, Actinopteri, Cypriniformes, Cyprinidae. The transcript has 21 exons. The coding region runs from base 212 to 4012 and encodes 1266 amino acids.
GCAACCUAGCAUGCAAUUUGAGGUCUGGCGCCUUGACUGAAUGGUGCUUACGUGUAUUUUAAUUUGCCGUUCAAAUCCUAACCUUACACGGUUCAACGUUUGAGAGCGCUGUUACCAGGCUCCAUAGGUUUUGAUUUCUCGGCGGAGCAGAAAGAAGUGAUCCGGAGUGUCUGUUGCGGGAUCCCACCGCAGUGAGGAGCAUGAGUACAUAAUGAAGCGGCGCUUGGAGGAUCAGGACACAGUGAUCGGCUCUCAGCGGCGGCUCCCCGGGGGUGUGGACAGCUUUCAGCACCGCGUCCUCAACUCUGCCUCCUCCCUCUACGAGACUGCACCAGACAACAUGCAGCCAUCGUCCAGCAUGCAGUACUCCGUCUCACAGACCUAUCAGUUGUCGAUGACCCAGAGUUCUGGUGGACAUGGACAUACCAGCAGUUCAGCUGUGCACAGUGGGCCUCAUCACCAUGGGCCAGCUGUCCAGCCUGUGGGCCAGGGUCACUCUCAUGCUUCCCCUGCUCCUGCCUCUGCCCCUACUCCAACACUGGGUCAGCAGCAGUUUCAAAGACUCAAGGUUGAAGAUGCUCUUUCCUAUUUGGAUCAAGUUAAGCUUCAGUUUGGCAAUCAGCCGCAGGUCUACAAUGACUUCCUGGAUAUCAUGAAGGAGUUCAAGUCUCAAAGCAUUGAUACACCAGGUGUGAUCAGCAGAGUCUCCCAGCUCUUCAAGGGUCAUCCAGAUCUCAUCAUGGGCUUCAACACCUUCCUGCCUCCUGGCUACAAGAUUGAGGUUCAGACCAAUGAUCUGGUUAAUGUGACCACUCCCGGGCAGAUCCACCACAUCACCCCGCAUGGUAUCUCUGUUCAAAACCUGCCCAUAACACAGCCAGCGCAGCACCAGACCCAAACAGCAGCUCCCACCAGCACUGCAGCCUUGGUCAUCCCUAGCCAGCCAACCCCUGCCAAGAUCAGCAAGCCAAUGCAGUCUCCUGCACUUACCCCAACCAGCCAGCCUAAUCCGUCCAUUCCCUCGUACGCCUCCCCCCGCUCGCCCUCGGUCCAGUCCCACACUCCCAUCAGCAGCAGCAGCACUGCCGGUUCAACCCCGCUGCAGAACAACCAGCCUGUGGAGUUCAACCACGCUAUCAACUACGUGAACAAAAUCAAGAACCGCUUUCAGGGCCAGCCAGAGGUCUACAAAUCCUUCUUGGAAAUUCUGCACACAUACCAGAAGGAGCAGCGUAAUGCUAAGGAGGCAGGAGGAAACUACACACCCACUCUCACAGAGCAGCAGGUCUAUGCUCAGGUGGCCCAGCUCUUUAAGAACCAAGAGGACCUUCUUUCAGAAUUCGGCCAGUUCCUGCCAGAUGCUAACAAUUCAGUGUUAUUGAGCAAGACUACAGCUGAGAAGGCUGAAUCUGUGCGUAUUGAUCAUGGGGUGACUGUAAAGAGACCCCAACUGAACAAUAAGCAGAGGUUUAAUCAGAAUGGAUGUCAAAUCCGCAGACACCCAGGGCCGCCCACUACGCCCCCUGUGAAGAAAAAGCAAAAAUUUAUGGGAAAAGACCAUUCUAUGGCAGAAGCCAGCAAACUUGGAAUUGGUGCUGAAUCUCUCUUUUUCGAAAAGGUGCGAAAAGCUCUGCGGAGUUCAGAGGCUUACGACAAUUUCUUACGCUGUUUGGUCAUCUUCAAUCAAGAAGUAAUCUCACGGGCUGAACUUGUGCAGCUGGUCUUGCCAUUUUUGGGGAAAUUCCCUGAGCUUUUUACAUGGUUCAAGAACUUCCUCGGCUAUAGAGAGUGUGCCCAUAUUGAGAGCUUUCCCAAAGAGCGAGCCACUGAAGGCAUUGCAAUGGAAAUUGAUUAUGCGUCCUGCAAAAGAUUGGGCUCCAGUUACAGAGCCCUUCCCAAGAGCUUCCAGCAGCCUCGAUGUACAGGCAGGACUCCACUGUGCAAAGAGGUGUUGAAUGAUACGUGGGUGUCAUUUCCAUCCUGGUCUGAGGACUCAACCUUUGUCAGCUCCAAAAAGACCCAGUAUGAAGAGCAUAUAUAUCGAUGUGAAGAUGAGCGCUUUGAGCUUGAUGUGGUUUUGGAGACAAACCUCGCCACCAUCCGUGUUUUGGAGACUGUUCAAAAGAGGCUCUCGCGCAUGUCUGCUGAGGAACAGGCCAAGUUCCGGCUGGACAACACCAUCGGAGGCUCCUCUGAGGUCAUCCAUCGUAAAGCUAUUCAGAGGAUAUAUGGUGAUAAAGCUCCAGACAUCAUAGAUGGGCUUAAGACGAACCCUGCUGUCUCUGUACCUAUUGUACUCAAAAGGCUGAAAACUAAAGAAGAAGAGUGGCGAGAGGCUCAGCGUGGCUUCAAUAAGAUUUGGAGGGAACAGAAUGAGAAGUAUUACCUGAAGUCUUUAGAUCACCAGGGUAUUAACUUCAAACAGAAUGACACAAAGGUGUUUCGCUCCAAGAUGCUGCUCAAUGAAAUCGAGACUCUUUAUGAUGAGCGGCAAGAGCAGGCUUCAGAAGACAAUGCCGCCCCUCCCUCAGGCCCUCACAUGACCCUCAUGUAUGAGGACAGCCAGAUCCUGGAAGACGCGGCCGCUCUCAUCAUCCACCACGUCAAGAGGCAGUCCGGGAUCCACAAAGACGACAAGUACAAAAUCAAACAGAUCAUAUACCAUUUCAUCCCCGACAUGCUGUUCACCCGACGCUGCGAGCUUUCUGAUGUGGAGGAGGAGGAAGAAGAGGAGACCGAACCAGAUGAAGACGGGACUAAAAAGCACAAUGGGACGACGUCAACAAAGUCCAAGCUCCUCUUCAGCCAUACAGCAGCUACCCAGCAGAAGCUGAGUAACUGUGACGAUCCCUACAACCUCUUCUAUGUCAACAAUAACUGGUACAUCUUUCUACGGCUGCAUCAGAUCCUGUGCUCCCGACUGCUACGGAUCUACGCGCAGGCGGAAAAACAGAUUGAGGAAGAUGCCAAAGAGAGAGAGUGGGAAAGAAGUGUGUUGGGACUGAAAAGAGAGAAGAAUGACAGCCCGGCCAUCCAGCUGCGUUUGAAGGAACCCAUGGACAUCGAUGUUGAAGAGUACUACUCAGCCUUCUUAGAGAUGGUGCGAAACCUUCUGGAUGGCAACAUGGAAACAUCUCAGUACGAGGACCAGCUGAGGGAAAUGUUUACCAUCCAUGCCUACAUUGCCUUCACCAUGGAUAAACUCAUCCAGAGUAUAGUGAGACAGCUGCAGCAUAUAGUAAGCGACGAGAUCUGUGUACAGGUGACUGAUCUUUACCUUAGCGAGUUUGCCAACAAAGCCACCGGUGGAUCCCUGUCCACCCAAGCUUCUAGAGGAAGUGCCGAAUCAGCCUACCAGCGCAAAGCUGAGCAGCUGAUGUCCGACGAGAACUGUUUUAAGUUAUUGUUCCAGAAGUCUAAAGGGACUGUGCAGCUGGCUGUGGAGCUGUUGGACACAGAGGAGGAGAACUCAGAUGGACCUGUGGAUACUGAGCGCUGGCCCGACUAUGUGGAGCGAUAUCUGAACACCAGCUCGGCCUCUCCAGAGCUGCGAGAGCACCUCUCCCAGAAGCCUGUGUUUCUACCCAGGAACCUAAGGCGAAUCAGGAAGUGCCAGAAAGGUCAGGAGAUGCAGGUGAGAGAGACCAAAGAAACGGCCAAGAAAUCCUCUGAGGGCAGCGAGGACUCAAAAAUGGAGUGCAUGUUUAAGCUCAACUCCUACAAGAUGGUGUACGUCUUCAAGUCCGAGGACUACAUGUACCGACGCACUGCACAGCUGAGAGCACAUCAGUCUCACCAGAGAGUAAGCACCCGUCUGCAUCAGCGCUUUCAGCAGUGGCUGGACAGGUGGCGGAAAGAGCAUGUGACCAGCGACAUGGCGACCACCACUUACAAGUGGUUGAUGGGAGAGGGCCAGGAUGGACUACUGCCCUGCAGAACCGUCUGUGAGCCCAAGAUCCUCCACUUCCAGAACAUCAACAAAUACAAAGUCACCUACAGCACUACGUUGUAAAGCUCAAGUUUUCAACAGAAGAGAGGGCUUUUCCCUCCAUUUUAUGUUGUUUUUACGAUGACUGAAGUAGCACUGAAAUUAAAAUCUGACCGCCAUUGAGUUCUUCGAGGAUUGCUAACUUCUUUUUUUUUUAAUUUCUACCUUUUUAAAUUUUUAGAUUGAAGUCUUUCCCCCCCCUGGACUUUAUACUCAGUUGAUUAGUGACCUUCAAUCACGAGAGCAAGAAAACACUUCUUGUAAACGCUGCAGCUCUAGUCAGACUUUUAUCCAAUUUUCAAGACAAUAAGAAUCAGUCCUUUUGAGUGGCUUUUUGUGAAAAGGAUGGUUUACAAAUACAGGUCAAGUUCAUGCCCAUUUGUAUAUCGUUUUUUUAUUUUUCAUCUCUUCGAGGUGAAUAGUAGUUUGUUAGCAAUAUGUCUUUUGUGGUUCACUUCAACCACAUACGUGUUCAGAAAAUGAGAGAGUAUCUCGAAUCGAUUUUUUUUUUUUU